AUGCCCGGCGGCAAAGGAAAGAGUGUUAGUGGCAAGGCCACAGGAGCUAAGGACUCCGGGUCCAAGAACCAGAAAUCUCACAGCGCAAAGGCUGGUCUGCAGUUCCCUUGCGGUCGUGUCAAGCGUUUCCUCAAGAACAACACUCAGAACAAGAUGCGUGUCGGCGCCAAAGCUGCCGUCUACGUCACUGCCGUCCUCGAGUACCUCACCGCCGAAGUCCUCGAACUGGCUGGCAACGCCGCCAAGGAUCUGAAGGUCAAGCGCAUUACGCCACGCCAUCUGCAGCUCGCCAUUCGCGGCGACGAGGAGCUCGACACACUCAUCCGCGCAACGAUCGCCUUCGGUGGUGUUCUCCCCCACAUCAACCGUGCUCUCCUCCUCAAGGUCGAGCAGAAGAAGAAGAACAAAGCUAUCGAAGCCUAG
Cyphellophora attinorum is the source of this 423-nucleotide messenger RNA. RefSeq names its product Histone H2A.Z. The transcript has 3 exons. Gene Ontology annotation, molecular function: structural constituent of chromatin; protein heterodimerization activity; DNA binding. The coding region runs from base 1 to 423 and encodes 140 amino acids. The record is from RefSeq and is a predicted model, not a curated record. Lineage: Eukaryota; Fungi; Ascomycota; Eurotiomycetes; Chaetothyriales; Cyphellophoraceae. Gene Ontology annotation, cellular component: nucleosome.